UGUGGUUAGCUGUGGCUGUGGAUGCCCUGCAGAAACGAACAUGGAGAGAUGGUCAGUCAGUCAGUCGGUGGCGCCUGGGCAACGCUCAAAGACCGGACGAAAAUCACCCCCAACCGUGUGUGACCAGCCCAGAGGCAUCCAUGGCCUCCAUUGCUCUCUCCUUCUCUCUCCAUCUUCUACUUGUACUGCUUCCGCCUUCUUCUCCGUCUCCACCCUUUGUGAGAGACAGAGGAAAAUGAAGCUACCGUCAUCAAUACUAAUCUCAUCAUGCUUCUUCUUCGCCUUCUUUCUCUUCUUGGUUGUUGUCUCGGCGGCGGAUAUUUCGCCAGGAUCAUCUCUCUCCGCCUCGAACACUAACCAGACAUGGGCUUCCCCAAAUAACGUCUUCUCUCUCGGCUUCAUCCGCGACGGCUCCGCUUUCUUCGCCGCCAUCACCUACGGCGGCGUUCCCGUCUGGAAGGCCGGGGGCGAUAAUGGCGCCGCCGACUCCACCGCCACCCUCGGCUUCCUCGCCGACGGCAACCUGCACCUCGUCAACGGGUCCUCCGGCGCCGUCGUCUGGCAGUCCAACACCGCCGGCCGCGGCGCCUCCGCCGCCUCCCUAGAUGACUCGGGUAACUUCGUUCUCCGGAACGGCACUCUUGCCGUCUGGUCCACCUUUGAUAACCCUACUGACGCCAUUUUGCCCAACCAAAACCUCACCGUUGGCAAAGAAUUGCGAUCUGGGCCUUACUCUUUUACCCUUCGUAAGUCUGGAAACCUAACCCUAAGUUGGAACAGCUCCAUUGUGUACUGGAAUUCGAGCUUGAAUUCGUCGGUCAACGCCAACGUGACAUCUCCCACCUUGGGAUUUCAAUCAAUUGGCAUAUUAUCAAUCUCCGAUCCGUCUUUUUCAAGCCCUGUGAUUGUGGCUUAUAGCAGUGAUUAUGCUGAAGCAGGUGAUAUGCUUAGGUUUCUGAGGUUGGACAAUGAUGGGAAUUUGAGGAUUUACAGCUCUCAAAAGGGCAGUGGAACCGUCACAGUGAGGUGGGCAGCUGUUAGCGAUCAAUGUCGAGUUUUUGGCUACUGUGGCAACUAUGGUAUUUGUAGCUACAGUGAUUCAAAACCCGUAUGUGGUUGUCCUUCAGAAAAUUUCGAGCCAAAUGAUCCCAAGGACAGUAGGAAAGGAUGUAAGAGGAAGGUAGAGAUUAAGGAUUGUUCAGGGAGUGCAACUAUGUUGCAGUUAGAGCAUUCUUUCUUGUUGACAUACCCUCCUGAGUUGAUUGAUGAGGUUUUCUUUGUUGGUAUAUCCGCUUGUAAGGGGAAUUGUCUUUCGGGUCCCUCUUGUGUUGCUUCCACCUCAUUGUCGGAUGGGUCAGGGUUGUGUUACAUAAAAAGCACUAGUUAUAUUAGUGGGUACCAGUCACCUGCACUUCCCAGCACUUCAUAUGUGAAGGUUUGUGCACCUGCAGCGCCUAAUCCUCCCCCAUCUUCACUGGGAGGCAGAAAAGGCAAUGGCUGGAGGUUGCACGGAUGGAUUGUUGCACUUGUGGUUUUAGGCAUCAUUUUGGGUUUGAUCAUGUUUGAGGGAGGUUUAUGGUUGUGGUGCUGUAGGAAUGGCCCCAAAUUUGGGUCUCUUUCUGCUCAAUAUGCUCUUCUUGAGUACGCCUCUGGCGCUCCAGUCCAGUUCUCGUACAAGGAAUUACUGGAUGCCACAAAAGGUUUCAAGGAGAAGCUUGGAGCUGGAGGAUUUGGGGCUGUUUACAGAGGUGUUCUUCCUAAUACAACUGUCGUUGCAGUGAAGCAAUUGGAGGGGAUUGAGCAGGGGGAGAAACAGUUUAGGAUGGAGGUUGCAACUAUAAGUAGCACUCACCAUCUGAAUCUGGUUAGAUUGAUAGGGUUUUGCUCUGAAGGACGCCACAGGCUUCUGGUAUAUGAGUUCAUGAAAAAUGGAUCCCUGGAUAAUUUCCUCUUCGCACCAGAAGACGAAGACCAGUCUGGAAAAUGGUUGAAUUGGGAGUAUAGGUUUAACAUAGCCGUAGGGACUGCAAGAGGUAUAACUUACCUACAUGAGGAGUGUCGAGACUGCAUUGUCCACUGUGACGUAAAGCCAGAAAACAUUCUGUUGGAUGGGAAUUAUAAUGCCAAAGUCUCAGAUUUUGGACUUGCAAAGCUCAUUAAUCCCAAGGAUCAUAGGUACCGCACAUUGACAAGUGUUAGGGGGACUAGAGGGUACCUGGCACCAGAAUGGCUUGCAAAUCUGCCAAUAACUUCAAAAUCUGAUGUUUACAGCUAUGGGAUGGUCUUGCUGGAAAUAGUGAGUGGGAGAAGAAAUUUUUGGGUCUCUGCAGAAACAAAUGGGAAAAAGUUUUCUCUCUGGGCAUACGAACAGUUUGAAAAGGGAAAUGUGCAGGCAAUUGUUGACAAAAGGCUUGCAGAAAAUGUGGUGGAUCUGGAGCAAGUAACUAGGGCAAUUGCAGUAAGCUUUUGGUGCAUCCAGGAACAACCAGCUCAGAGGCCGAUGAUGGGAAAAGUGGUGCAGAUGUUAGAAGGUGUUACUAAGGUUGAAAAGCCACCGAUUCCUAAGGCCAUGGCUGAUUGGCCAGUCAGUGGGACAAGUGUGAAUGUAAGCAGCAUUGUUGGCAGUCUGUCUACCUUUGCAUCUUCAGCCCCAGAUCCUUCUUUUUCAUCAUUGGUCCGAACUCAAGUAAUCUCAUCAUUCACUUCAGGAAGGAAUUUGGAGAGGGCAUCUUCUUCUCGUUUACAAUCCGAUCAAAAGUGAAGCUUAUCUCUCAUUAAUCCAUCAUAACCAAGUUUGAAGGGACAAAAUUGGAAGUGGCAAGUCUUGUUCCAUCCAUAUCCUAUGUAUAAUUUGACACUCGCCGCAUCUUAUAAUUAUAAUUGUAAUUGUAAUUGUCAUGUAAUAGAUAAUUAUUUCAAGGCAAGUCUCUUUUAUCAUAUUCAAGCUCUAUGUCCAAGUCAAAUCACAUUUAUCAGACGAAUUGUAGUCAUCAAUAAGACGCAAAAUGAUUGAUGAAUUCUUUUUUUUUUUUUUU
This is a messenger RNA of Diospyros lotus (date-plum), 3035 nucleotides long. RefSeq names its product G-type lectin S-receptor-like serine/threonine-protein kinase At1g34300. Gene Ontology annotation, molecular function: protein serine/threonine kinase activity; ATP binding. The transcript has a single exon. Gene Ontology annotation, biological process: recognition of pollen; protein phosphorylation. Bases 41 to 2761 code for a protein of 906 amino acids. The record is from RefSeq and is a predicted model, not a curated record. Lineage: Eukaryota; Viridiplantae; Streptophyta; Magnoliopsida; Ericales; Ebenaceae.